This is a messenger RNA of Pygoscelis adeliae (Adelie penguin), 2186 nucleotides long. It is a transcript of the gene VANGL1, whose product is annotated as VANGL planar cell polarity protein 1. Gene Ontology annotation, biological process: multicellular organism development. NCBI's taxonomy places the organism in Eukaryota, Metazoa, Chordata, Aves, Sphenisciformes, Spheniscidae. The record is from RefSeq and is a predicted model, not a curated record. The transcript has 8 exons. Gene Ontology annotation, cellular component: plasma membrane. Bases 1 to 1581 code for a protein of 526 amino acids.
AUGUCUGCUGCAAUGGAUACAGAAUCGACAUAUUCGGGAUACUCCCACUACUCAGGUCACUCCAAAAAAGCCCACAGACAAGGGAGUCGCGACAGGCACAAAUCGCCACGAAGCAAAGAUGGCAGUCGGUCUGAGAAGUCCGUCACUAUCCAGACACCUCCUGCAGAGCCGCUGCUUGGGAACGAUGCAUCUCGGGCGGAGGAGGGCCAGGAUGACAACUGGGGUGAGACCACGACAGCAAUCACAGGCACCUCUGAGCACAGUAUUUCCCAGGAGGACAUUGCCCGGAUCAGUAAGGAUCUGGAGGACAGCGUUGGGUUGGACUGCAAACGUUACCUGGGCUUAACAGUGGCAGCUGUUCUUGGACUCCUCGUCUUCCUUACCCCCAUUGCCUUCAUUCUGUUACCCCAGAUCCUGUGGCGGGAUGAUCUGGAGCCGUGUGGUACUGUCUGUGAGGGACUGUUCAUCUCUGUGGCAUUUAAACUCCUCAUUCUUCUGAUUGGGACCUGGGCUCUCUUCUUCCGCCAGCCCAAGGCAGAUAUACCAAGGGUUUUUGUGUUUCGGGCCCUUCUGUUGGUCCUCAUAUUCCUGUUUGUGUUUUCCUACUGGCUGUUUUAUGGUGUUCGCAUCUUGGACUCGAAGGACACCAACUACCAAGGAAUAGUGCAGUACGCAGUGUCUCUGGUGGAUGCUCUGCUCUUCAUUCACUACCUGGCCAUUGUGCUGCUGGAGCUACGGCAGCUGCAGCCCGUGUUCACUGUCAAGGUCGUCCGGUCAACGGACGGAGAGUCGCGAUACUAUAGCUUGGGGCACUUGAGCAUCCAGCGAGCUGCACUGGUGGUUCUGGAAAAUUACUACAAAGAUUUCACAGUCUACAACCCAGCCUUAUUAACAGCCUCCAAAUCCCGUGCAGCCAAGCACAUGGCUGGCCUGAAAGUCUACAAUGUUGAUGGCCCAGGUAACAACGCCUCGGGGCAGUCCCGUGCCAUGAUUGCAGCCGCGGCCCGUCGCAGGGACUCCAGUCACAACGAGCUCUACUAUGAAGAGGCCGACCACGAGCGCCGAGUGAAAAAACGCCGUGCAAGGCUUGUGGUUGCAGUAGAGGAGGCUUUCACUCACAUCAAACGCCUCCAGGCAGAGGAACAGCAGAAAGCUCCCGGAGAGAUGAUGGACCCCCGAGAAGCAGCCCAGGCAAUCUUCCCCUCCAUGGCAAGAGCUCUGCAGAAGUACCUUCGCACCACCCGCCAGCAACAGUACCACAGCAUGGAGAGCAUCUUGCAACACUUGUCCUUCUGCAUCACCAAUAACAUGACACCAAAGGUAUUCCUGGAGCGUUACCUCAACCCGGGCCCAACCCUCCAGUACGACAGGGAUCGCUGGUUCUCCAAGCAGUGGACGCUUGUCAGUGAGGAAGCAGUCACAAGCGGGUUACAAGACGGCAUUGUUUUUGUCCUCAAGUGCUUGGACUUCAGCCUUGUUGUUAAUGUGAAGAAAAUCCCCUUCAUCAAACUCUCAGAAGAGUUCAUAGACCCUAAAUCUCAUAAAUUUGUCCUCCGCUUACAGUCUGAGACUUCAGUCUAAGGGAUUUUGAGGAAUUCAAGUGGUUUAUAAGACAACCCUGUUUGUCGUCAAGUGGACAACGUUCCUUUCGUUGGACAUCCUUCACUAAAGGCUGAACCAUUCAACAGGGUGCCAUGUUGCCUAGCCAGGAGUGAUGUUGCCCCUGGGUAACUCCUCUCUUCCAUGUUGGUGUUUUUCCUGUGACUCAGGUAUGCUGCUUGGAUACUUUAAAGGCUUUGUUUUUUUGCUCUCAGAUUUAUUACAGCCUAAAUCCAAAGCCAUGCUGAGAUCUUCCAAAACCAGAUGCAGCUAGGACUUUCAGCUGUUCCAGAGCAGAUGGAAAUGGCUGUGGGUUUCCAUGAAGGCUGGAAGGCUUUCUCUUUCAUGGCUAAAUAAUGAAAGAUUUGGAUUUAUUGCAGCUUCUAGGAGCGUAGGGGCAGAUACUAGACCCUUAAUACCUUGCCAGUCCUGUAACUAGGCUUGGGCAAAGGCGGUUAGCACAUCUGUUCGCCUUUCAUUGCCAUGUGGCUGCAGCCAUCCUUGUGUAGGCUCUGGGGGGCUGCCCCAGGUCUCAGACUCCUUUCCUGCUCACGGGAGAAGAGCAGGCAGUGCUCUCAGAAGUGUAA